GGAAUGUCAACUAUUCAACAUGGAGACGGCGGUUACUACGCUCGAGACCAUGUUCCAGAAGGCCGAAUCUGAUCUGGAUUACAUCCAGACAACGUUGGAGUUUGAAAUGAUGAAACAGCUUCCUAAUGGACUUGCUCAAGAGGAAAAUCCUCUGGUCCUGAUACAGCAGCUGUCAGUGGUGAAAUCCCGUUACAAAAGCUUGUGCGAACAGCUGGAGAAGAUUUCUGUGGAGCGGCGAGAGUCCACGCGUGUCAUCCGUGCCACCCUGGCUAAAACCAUGAAGCUGGUCCAGGAAAUGCAGCAGCACACCGGGACAGAGAUCUCUUCUCUGUCUGAAGAAGAACAGCGUGCGAUGCAGCACUUAAUGUACCAGACUCCUGAAAAUUGCCCAGAAGAACAUUAAAUCCACUGAUUCCUUGCUGAACAUUCCAGAAAGAAGCUUCCCAGUGGGAGGUGAUGAACAAGGCCAUAUAUAUCUUUUCAUGUAUAUAUAUUUUUAACCUGUUGGACAUUGUUCCUGCGUUUGGUACAUAGGUUGCCAAGAUACCAUUAGAUAUCAAUGUGUAAACAGUGCUGUUUUGAAUUAUGUGCCGGUGUUCAUCUUGUAUCUUUAUUAAAUUGUGAAAAAGUUUACAAAAUGAUCAGCCAGUGACCUGAUCUGAAUGCCUCUGCCCCAAGGGCAGGUUUUUAUUGUUUGUAUUAUUGGUGUAAGCAAGCCUGCCCUUCUAGUAUUUUAAAAUAAUUAAAAUUAUUUUCUGACCAAGCUAAACA
Molecule: messenger RNA, 771 nt
Organism: Protobothrops mucrosquamatus (brown spotted pit viper)
Lineage: Eukaryota; Metazoa; Chordata; Lepidosauria; Squamata; Viperidae
Gene: SKA2
Product: spindle and kinetochore associated complex subunit 2
Exons: 5
Coding region: 20-403 (127 amino acids)
Biological process (GO): mitotic cell cycle; cell division; chromosome segregation
Cellular component (GO): outer kinetochore; spindle microtubule
Molecular function (GO): microtubule binding
Source: RefSeq, a predicted model, not a curated record